AUGCUUGAUUUCUGGGCCUCAUGGUGCCCGCCCUGCCGUGAGGAGGCUCCGGCGUUGGCGCAGGUGUACGGAGAAUAUCGUGACCUCGGCGUGGGGUUCGUCGGUGUCAACUUGUGGGACAAUGCAGGAGACGCUGAAUUGUUCCUACAGGAACAGGGCCACAAAUACCCCAACGGCAUAGACGAUGGGGGUGAAAUCGCCAUCAGCUACGGCGUGAGAGGGAUUCCCGAAAAGUUCUUCAUCGAUUCCGAAGGCCGGAUUGUACGCAAGUUCUCCGGGCCGGUCGACGCCGAGAGGCUGCGUCAAAUCCUGGAUUCCAUGCUGGGUGGCUAG
This is a messenger RNA of Geodia barretti, 333 nucleotides long. Lineage: Eukaryota; Metazoa; Porifera; Demospongiae; Tetractinellida; Geodiidae. The record is from the annotation of a GenBank genome assembly.